UACUGUGAGAAAUGCCAGUCAACUUGACGGAGAAGAAGAAGAAAGUCGUGUGAGUAAGAAUGUGGCUAAAAGUGAGUGAAAAAAUAGGUGGAUAAUUGUUCAAUUUGUGCUUUUUCUGUGGUAUAAAUCCCGGGGAUGGUGUUUCUGUGGAUAAACUGAGUGAAAAACUUGUGUGUUGAAAGAUAUUUUGAUGUGCUUCUGAGUGAGUCUUUCCCGGACACAGGCAGUUGUCAAGUAGUAGCCCAGGCAUCAAAUUGCGAGAUAAAUUGUCCGAGAACAAGUGAUUCUUUGUGGGUGGUGCAAAAGAAGGAGAAAAUUGUCACAGACAUCCGCAAACUCACUCUUUCUGACCUAGAUAAGUCAACAGAGGAGGUGACUUGGAAGAUAGAGAAAAAUGCUGGCGGGGAUCCGCGUGGUUCGUGGACCAGAUUGGAUAUGGCAGAAUCAAGACGGGGGUGAAGGACACGUGGGCACCGUGUGUGAAAUUGGACGAUCUGGAUCGGCACAUUCACCAGAGAAAACUGUCGUUGUUAAUUGGGACUCUGGUCAUCGGACCAAUUACCGAGUUGGCUAUCAGGGUCAAUAUGAUUUAAUUAUCGUAGAUAAUGCGCAAAUUGGUGUAAAACAUCCAAAUAUCAUUUGCGAUGGAUGCUCAAAAGUUGGAAUAGCUGGAAUACGAUUUCGCUGUGCGCAGUGCUCGAAUUUUGAUUUAUGCUCUGCAUGCUACGGCAGUGAUAUUCACGAUUUGGAUCACACAUUCAUCAGAUACCAGACAAGUAACUCAGUCGGGGUCCGUCUUCCGCCACGUGAGAACGCUGUAAAAAUCGAGUUGAAGGGGAUCUUUGUGGGGGCAAAGGUUGUCCGGGGGGCCGAUUGGGAGUGGGGAAUGCAAGAUGGUGGUGAGGGCAAAACGGGAAGAGUUAUGGAAAUUAGGGGCUGGGACAAUGAAUCGUGUCGUAGUGUAGCAAAUGUUUCGUGGAUUUCGGGCUCCAUAAAUGUCUAUCGACUGGGGCAUCAGGGGAAUGUGGACUUGAAGUAUGUUCAACCAGCGAGUGGUGGAUGGUACUACAGGGAUCACAUGCCAGUGCUCGGGCAGAUGGAUGAACAACAACCGACACCAGUACCAGCCACAACAACUGGCUUCUCUGUUGGUGAUCGCGUUAAGAUCUACCGGGAGUUGGAUGUACUGAAGAAAUUGCAGAAGGGACAUGGUGGAUGGAAUCCUAGGAUGGCACAUUUUAUAUCAAAAAUUGGCAUUGUUCACCGAGUCACAGAUAAAGGCGAUAUUCGUGUUCAAUACGAUGGCUGCACAAAUCGAUGGACAAUCAAUCCGGCGGCCCUUGUGAAAGUUUAUGUAUAUAAUGUUGGUGAUUUAGUUACAAUUAUUAAUAAUAUGGCCAAAGUGAAACAAUUGCAAAAGGGUCACGGCGAGUGGAUUGAUACGAUGAAACAUGCACUUGGGAAGACCGGUAAGGUAAUUAAGGUGUACGAUGAUGGUGAUUUGCGUAUCCAGGAGCUCGAUAAUGGCCUCACAUGGACUCUCCAUCCAGCCUGUGUUCACCUUGAGCGUUCGAGUGGGGGAAAUGUAGCCGAGAGGUCAAACAGUAUGAUGGAUUUGAGCCAUCAGCGAAUCGAUCAUGUAAUGUUGCCACUGUCGGGAUUGUCGGGAUCAUCGGCAGCUGACAAAUUGGUCAGAGAUGCGGCUCAGGGAAAGCUGGAAAGUGUUCAAUUCUAUCUCAACAAUCAUCCGGAGCAGGUGGACGUGAUGUCGGGCGGAAAGACGUGCCUGCAAGUGGCUGCACACCAGGGUCAUAUAAAUCUCGUGCGAUACCUCUUAUCUGUGGGCGCCAAUGUGAAUAUGGUGGACAAGGAGGGAGACUCCACACUCCAUUAUGCUGCCUUUGGCAAUCAACCCGAAGUGAUGCGUGUCCUGCUGGAGCAUGGAGCUGACAUCAACAUCCUCAAUGUCACACAUUGCUCAGCUCUCCACAUUUCGGCUCACAAGAAGCCACCGCACUGUGUUAAGGUAUUGCUGGAAUUUGGGGCUGAUGUGAACAUUCAGGACUCCUAUGGAGACACAGCUCUUCAUGAUGCCAUUGGCAAGGAGAAUUCUGAAGUGGUGGAUCUUCUGUGCAAUGCCCAGAAUCUCAAUCUGAAUAUACGCAACAAGAGAGGCUUCAAUGCUCUCCAUCAUGCUGCCCUCAAAGGCAAUUCGCAUGGAAUUCUGAGGAUCCUACAGCUCGUCCGUCAGACAAAUAUCCAGUCAAUGGUGGAUUUGGUGAAUCUGAAGAAGGAGGAUGGUUUUGCUCCUCUCCAUCUGGCUGCUCUCAAUGGGCAUGCAAAGGUGGUGGAGGUGCUAGUGAAAGAUGGUCAAGCUCACAUUGAUAUUCGCAAUAAUCGACGUCAGACUCCCUUCCUGCUGGCCGUGUCUCAGGGACAUGCAGCCGCCAUUGAGACUCUUAUUGAUCUGGGCUGUGAUAUUCUGGCCAAGGAUGAAGAUGGGGACAAUGCCAUGCAUUUGUGUAUCAUCAAGAAGUCCAAUUUGAUUCAGGAAGUACCACAACUGGAGGCACCCAAAAUGUGGGAAAUCUAUCAGGAUCUCAGUCACAUUGCGGAAAAUCGACUGAUGUACACGAUUUUGUGUUUUCUGGCCAAGAUGGGAUGUCGCAGUGAGCCAAAUUACAAAGGGACACACUUCCUCGAUUGGAUCACAGAUAAAAAUAUGAGGGAUCUAAUUGUGGGCUAUGAGGUUCAACGGAGACCCCUUCCAGUGCCGGCUGAAAGGAAUCUCGCAGGAAGUUCUGAUGCCAAUCCCGAUCAAGUUUACUCCAAUGUCUCCCAGACGCUCUCGACGAGUGGAGGUGCCACCGAUAAUAGCCAGUGCAGCAAUGAUCAGGUGGUCAGUGAGUCUUCUAGUCAAUCUACAGCGGCGGAAGCAGACAAUACUGCAGUAAUUCCUCCUCCCAGUACCCCGGCUCGUCGCCAUAGGGCCGGAAAUCGGGAUACAUCAACGCCGAGUCCGCAGCUGCCGGCGCAGACGGAGACAGAGGAGCCGCCAGCUGGUCACGGAGUGCCAAAGAGAAAUAAUACAGAUGCCCGGAGUACGCCUCCAUUGCCACCGCCGAAUCGCUUUCGAGCCGUGUCACCGCCUGCCGGACACGACUUGCCAGGUGCGUCCAACAAUCUGUCGGCCGCCGGCGGUGCAGAGCCAAGUGCCGGAGCUGUUUUUCAUAGCAAUUUAAAUGUAGGUGAUGCCGGCAGAGGCUCAGCACCGUCGCCAAGUCGUCAGCCCAAUGCAUCGGGCAGUUCUACGAGCGGACGACACGUGAGCCGGAAACAAUUGAAUAAUGCUGCGCCGGCACUCAAUGUAGCCCCUGCGCCGCAUACGGCUCAGCCACAAGAGUGCAUUGUGUGCAAUGAAGUGACACCACUUAUCAUUUUCGAUCCGUGCUCACAUCAGAUCAGUUGCGAAGAUUGUGGGCUGCGAAUGAAGAAGUGUUUGUCCUGUGGCAUGUUGAUUGAGCGCCGGCUGACGUUUGGGGGGAAAAUUGUGAGUGGCAAAGAUGCCAUAAGGCAACCCUCGGCGGACAGAUUGAGGUACCUGGAGAGCAAGAUACUGGAGAUUGAGGAGACACACUGCUGCAGCAUCUGCAUGGAGAGGCGACGCAAUGUGGCAUUUCUGUGUGGACAUGGAGCAUGCUCCAAGUGUGCCGAUACCCUCAAAACCUGCCACAUGUGUCGCAAAACCAUCCUCAAGAAGAUCAAUCUGUACUGAAUUUACAAAUGGAUUUUCCUCCUUAGACAUUCUCCCCCAAAGUCCCAAGUUCUCGGUGAGUCAAACCCACUCUGCGACUUUUAUUAAAAAAAACUAUAUAUAUAUAUAUAUAUUGUAGGAGUUAUUUAUUUAGAAAACAAAAAAUUGAAAAAGUAAAAUAGGCUCCAAGUUAAAAGUAUUGUAAGUCUCUGUAUUGGUUUUAGGACAAUUAUUUCAAAUUUUCAUUUUUGCAAAUAUAAUAAGGUGAUAUCAAUUUUGAUAUUUAUUCUCGAGUCUUUAUGGAAAAUACACUAAUCUCUACCAUUAUGCUAUUAAAAAUUAUUUUUUGAAUAUUUUUUUGCUGUUUAAGCGAAAGUCAGUGAAAUCUGAUGCACAACGCACAAUAAAUUUUGUUUUGUAAAUAUGUUUUUAACAUUCAGAAAAAAGGAAGAAGAUCAGAAGUCUCUGCAGCCGUUUACGAAAUUGAAAACCAAAUUUAACCUGGAGGGGAAUUCUGUAACGCUCUGGCAAUACCAUAUGACAAAUAGGGUUGGAAUCUUAGGAGAGCUUUUUCGAAAAUGCGAUUCCGCAGCCGUGACAUUGCCAUUUGAGCUCACGUGGCAUUGUCAGAAGUCACAUAUUUGAGAUUUCUGGCAAUUCAAAUGACAAUGACUUUUAUUGAACAAAUCAACCAAGACGUACUGUAUUUUCAUAAUAUUAUCAAGUAAAGGGAUUUCAUUAAAAAUUCAGUGAAUUGCAUUUUCGAACUCAUAUGAUUUGACAAAAAAAAAGCUCGGAUGGUAUUGUCAGGUUUCGAACUCAUGCGUGACAAUGUCUCGAAAAUUACAGAAUUCCCCUACCGGAAGGGAAUUCUGUAACGCUCUGGAAAUGCCAUAUGACAAAUUGGGUUCGAAUCUUAGGAGAGCUUUUUCGAAAAUGCGAUUCUAUAGCCGUGACAUUGCCAUUUCAGCUCACGUGGCAUUGUCAGAAGUCACAUAUUUGAGAUUUCUGGCAAUUCAAAUGACAAUGAAUUUUGUUAAACAAAUCAACCAAGACGUAUUCUAUUUGUAUGUAAUUGAAUUUUCGAACGCGUAUAUGAUAAGACAAAAAAAGCUCGAAUGGUAUUGUCAGGUUUCGAACUCACGCGUGACAAUGCCACGAAAAUUACAGAAUUCCCCUACUGAUCGAUUAUUAUUAGAAAUUAAGCCCACCGGAGUGAAUGAAUUUUGAUCUUCAAAAAGAUGAACUCGAAAUAUUUUCAGUAACAGGUGUCUAUAAGUAAAAUGAUCAUAAGAGCUACCUGCAAAAAUUGUCCGAAAAUAAAUAAAAUCGCUGCAGUCAUUUUCGAAAAUAAAGACCAAAUCGUUUGCAAAUUAGGACCAGAGGAAGGGUUGAGUUCUGAGUUUCGAAAAUCCAAUGUCAAAAUAUUUUCGUUAUUGUGUGUCAAAAGGUGAAAUAUUCGCUCGGGCUACCCCCAAAACAUAUCCGAUAAUAAACAAAAUCGUUGAAACCGUUUUGGAAAGUAAAACCCAACCGAAUGGAUAUUAGACCAUCUGAGGGAGUGAACCUCGAACUUCAAAAAUUCGAAGUUGAAUUUUAUUUCGGUAAUAAGUAUCCGUGAAAAAAUGACCAUUUCUGCUACCUCCUAAACAUAUUCAACAUAAAUUGGAAUCCCUGCAGGCGUUUCCGAAAAUAAAAACCAAUUUUAACCAAGUCGAAUGGAAAUUAGGUCCAUUGAAAGUGUUUAAUUUUUAACUUUCGAAAAUUCGAAGUUAACAAUUUUUUUCGGUCAUAGAUAUCUACGUACAAAAUUUCUUUCUAUCUACGCCUAAAACAUAUUCGAAAAGAAAAGCAAUUGCUGCAGAUGUUUUUAAAAUAAACAAAAAAAUAUAUUUUACAACAAGAAAAUAAA
Messenger RNA from Phlebotomus papatasi, 5666 nucleotides. RefSeq names its product E3 ubiquitin-protein ligase MIB2 (gene mib2). NCBI's taxonomy places the organism in Eukaryota, Metazoa, Arthropoda, Insecta, Diptera, Psychodidae. Gene Ontology annotation, molecular function: ubiquitin-protein transferase activity; protein binding; zinc ion binding. Gene Ontology annotation, cellular component: cytoplasm. The transcript is spliced from 10 exons. The record is from RefSeq and is a predicted model, not a curated record. The coding region runs from base 395 to 3775 and encodes 1126 amino acids. Gene Ontology annotation, biological process: protein ubiquitination.